AUGACCUACUCGUCACAGGUUUCAUCUUUGAGACUGAUCGUUGAGUUUAAGCAAGAGAUGGCUCGGAAGUUUGAGAUUAGUGACCUUGGUAAACUAACCUAUGAUCUGGGUAUUGAUGUACGACAAACUGAUGAAGGUAUUGUGUUGUCACAAGACAAAUAUGCUCAUAAGAUCUUUGAGGAAGCCGGUAUGCAUAAGUGCAAUCUUACUCAUAUCCCUAUGGACAUGAACAUGAGACUCUCCAAGUCACCUCGAGAAACUAGCAUUGACGAAAGGGAAUAUAUGCAAGAACCUAAGGAUACCCACAGAGCAGAUUUGAAGCAAAUCUUCUGGUACUUGUGUGGUACUACUUCUUUUGGUUUACGUUUCACGAGAGCAACAAAGCAAGAGCAGGUGGGUUUUAGUGAUAGCUUUCACAAUGUUGAUAAUGCUGACGAGAUUGUGGCAUUAUCGUCGUGUGAAGCAGAAUUUAUGGUGGCUACGGAAGCUGCGAAGCAGGCAAUAUGGCUCCAGGAGCUUUUGAGUGAAGUCGUUGGUGAUGACUGCAAGAUGGUGGCUAUUCAAGUUGAUAACAAGUCAGUGAUCUGA
Brassica napus (rape) is the source of this 588-nucleotide messenger RNA. RefSeq lists its product as uncharacterized. The transcript is spliced from 3 exons. NCBI's taxonomy places the organism in Eukaryota, Viridiplantae, Streptophyta, Magnoliopsida, Brassicales, Brassicaceae. The record is from RefSeq and is a predicted model, not a curated record. Bases 1 to 588 code for a protein of 195 amino acids.